GAUUUAUUGUAAAAAUUAGCUAUAAAAUGGGGAAUUUUAAUAGAAUUUUAUCAACUUUGAUCCUGUUCCUGUUUCAAGCCUACACACUUAAAUUCCAAAACGGAACUGUCACAGUAAAAGAGACCAGAAGAAGUCUUCCAACCGCUAUAGACUCUGCAAAAAGCGGCUUCUUCGGCAACGGUGUUGGAGUUGGAGAACUUUAUACACCCCUUGUCGCCACAGUUCAAGCAAAAGAUGCCUCAGGAGUCAAUAUUACAACUGGAGGAGACCUGCUUGCUAUCAGUGUAAGGAAUGAGUGCACUAUCACUGGAUAUCUAGAAUGAACUCCCAAAACUAAUGCAACUGACAUGGAAAUAUCCCCUGAUUACUUCAUUAUGACUGACCAGGGAGACGGAACAUACACUGCAGAUUACUCUUGCGGAAUCGAAGGAACUGUGACAUUAAUCCCUUACUUGUUUAAGCAAAAUCAAAUAUUGGUUAACUUCUACCCAGAUAAAAUCUUCACACCUCCAGCAGUACAUAACGAAACUUGGCCUCAGGUGAAUCAAGAUUACAACACUGGAGUAAUCUUCGGCACAUACACGGACAGUAUAUCAGCUUCAAUUUACUUUGUAAUAAAAGUGCCUGUGACUGAAGAGUAUACCUUCACUUUAGAGUCAAAUGAUGGUUCUGACUUAUACAUGAACAGCACUAUUAUGAUCUCACAGCUUGGAGUGACAUGCAACUGUAGUAGCUCUUUCGAUGUUAACCUCACACAAAAUACCUACGUUGACUUCCAAAUAAACUACAUCGAAAUUGCAGAUGAGGCGCAUAUAAAUCUGAAAUGGAAUUCAUCAACGAUCUCUACUGCUCAGCUGAUUCCGAACAGUGUACUCUAUUACAAAGAAUACAUCGGGUCUCCUCCAUACCACACUGAGAUAAAAUGUGAUAAAUAUUACUCGUCUGGGAAUCCUGACCACCCUUUCGAGUGUUAUGAGAUCUGUGGUGAUGGUGUCCGCAUCGGUCGAGAAUUAUGUGAUGAUAAAAAUGAGAAAUCAGGCGAUGGCUGAUCCAAGGAUUGUCGGACUAUCGAAGACCGCUACGUCUGUAGAACCUACACUGAUGAGAAGACUCCUGAUCGAUGCAUAAAGUGUAAAUCGGGCUACGUCAGAAAUUCAGAUGAAACUGAUUGUGAACGUGCUAGCAAAAGAAAGAUGAAUGAGUCUUUGGGAUACCUCACAUAUGCCCUCGUUGGAGUUGACCUUGGGCUUUGUUUAAUAGUUUUCUUGUUCACAAAGCAAUCUCUAAAUGCUUUUACAAUGACAAUUUCGUAUCUCCAAGUAGUAAUCUUGAUGGGGAUGCUGAAUGCAGAAAUGCCAGAAAACUUCCUUGGAUUCAUUACUGAAAUCUCUGAAAUGAUGCUACCAUUAGGGUUCCUCUCUCGAGAAUCGAUUUCUGGAACAUAUUUAGGAUGAAAGCAAUUUGAAAGAGAGUUGGAGAUCUGUUUGCUAACACAAAUAAUGGGGUUAGAUGACCGCUCGAGUUGGAGCAUUCUCUCUUACCAUACUCUUUUGUUUGUACUCUUAUUACUAUUCCACGCCCUGUUGCUCUGCCUUUAUCAUCGAGAUCAAAAGCUCAAAAAGCUUGAAGGAGAAAGAGAACAUGAGCAUGCAAUUGAAAAGAUUUUCAAAUAUUGCACAUUCAAGAUGUAUAUUCCCUACUUCCAGCUGUUCUUCACUGUCAUGAUGGUUAGCAGCUUCACUGAAUUUACUAGCUGACUCUAUGACGAUGGUGUUGAAGGAGGAUCAUGCUUCUUUGCAUCAAUGAUUUGGCUUGCUUGCUCGUCAGUUUUAGUCAUAGUAGGAUGGCAAUAUUUCAAGUCACAGUACAAUUAUUCUUUCUCAAAAAUGAAAUACUUCAAAAAUCUCUUCAGUGGCUUGAGGUUGAGUUGGAAAUCACGAUCGUAUUCUUUCCUAAUCUUUGCAAGGAUUUAUGCAUUUGUUAUUCUCUGAACAAUCGCAAGCAUCGUGGAUGUAAAACGUUACCAUGUAAUCAGAGAUGUUAAUUUCGUGAUGUUUCUGACAAUUCUGCAGAUGGCAUACAUGAUUGGAACAAUUCUCUCAUUCCCUUUCAAAAUAUAUACCUAUAACAUAAAAUUGAUAGUCAAUGAGAUUUCCAUCGCAACUUUGAUGGUUUUCGCAACAAGAAGUAAGGAAAAAGGCGGGCUCAGCGAUUCUGCAGGGAGUGUAUUGAUCCAUAUGAUAUUCUUCAUAACUUGUGCUGCAUCAGUCUUCUCAGUCGGUGCCAUUUUGGUAGUCAUAUAUCAAAAGAUCUUCAAAAGUCUGACCAAAUCAAGAAUCGAAUCAAAGUCCCAAUUUGAAAGGUAUUAUGAGAAAUCUCAAGAGCACUCGAGCUACAUCGCAGGCUCGUAUUUGACAAACCAGCCAGUUGAGAAGAAUACUGAAGCUAAAACUAAGCCUAAGAAGAAAAAAUUGAAAAAGAAGAAGCUUCAUAAUAAAUUUGAGGAAGAGAAAGUUCCCAGAUUUGACAUUAAUGAAGAAAAUGAUGCAGUACAGUUCUAAGU
This is a messenger RNA of Moneuplotes crassus, 2563 nucleotides long. Lineage: Eukaryota; Ciliophora; Spirotrichea; Euplotida; Euplotidae. The record is from the annotation of a GenBank genome assembly.